Messenger RNA from Cydia fagiglandana, 5247 nucleotides. Its product is annotated as gamma-tubulin complex component 2-like. Bases 75 to 2570 code for a protein of 831 amino acids. The transcript has 15 exons. Gene Ontology annotation, cellular component: equatorial microtubule organizing center; gamma-tubulin complex; centrosome. Gene Ontology annotation, biological process: mitotic cell cycle; microtubule nucleation; cytoplasmic microtubule organization. Lineage: Eukaryota; Metazoa; Arthropoda; Insecta; Lepidoptera; Tortricidae. The record is from RefSeq and is a predicted model, not a curated record. Gene Ontology annotation, molecular function: gamma-tubulin binding; microtubule minus-end binding.
CUGUCAUAACUGUGUCACUGCUCAAUAAUGCCCCCGAGCCUGUAAUUUUAAAUUAUUCUCACAUAAAGUCAUAAAUGUAUCAGAAUUGGAUUCUCCCCAAAGAAAAAAUGCUUACUACCAUCAAGGAGCUUCUUGACGCUCUUGGAUGUAGUUUAGACGCCGACACGGUGCUUGAGUAUAUUCAGAACGAUCCUAACUAUGGCAACAGCAGUCUCUCAUCCAAACAAGUGAACGAGUACGCUCAGAGAUUAGCUCUGAAAGCUUCCAACGCCAAAGCUUUCAUCAAGAAGUAUGAAGAGCUCAGGAAUCGAAACACUGAUAACUUACCAGAUAUUAUCUUGCUGUUCUACAAACUGGUAUAUGAUGAGAAACGGACUAAGGCUUCAAAGCCAAAAGUAGCACCAAAGCCUAUUCUAGGGGAUAAUAAACACCAAAUCACCAAAGAAGACCUUCCUCAGAUCAAAGACAAGCUACUCAAGGCAGUAGAUGAAAGUAAAAAGUAUGUGAUGAAGUCAUUUGAAGAGAAGGAAGCGCGGCUGCGACCAAACUGGUACAACAGCCUGGACCUACCCAACUGGCAGAAGGACCACCCUGCCAUGUCAUGGGACUUUCCCAAGGAGCCCGUCGCUAUCACUGCUUCGUUGGCUGGCAUUCCACUGGCUUCACAGGAGAACAUGAUAAUAGAUGACCUCCUGUAUGUAUUCUCUGGGGUCCCUGGCAACUACAUAGUCCACCAGCCAACAAAAGACACUUACGAGCCCAGGAGUUUCAACAUAUCUGAUGACUUAGAUGAUGCUUUGAAGCAGAUAGUGCAGCAAAUGUUACCGCUUGCUUCGAAUUAUUCAAUAGUGAGGCGGUUCAUUGAGCAGUGUGAUAUGUGGUCGGGACAAGUGCUCCAUGCUUUGGUUGCUGCUAUUGAAAUACUGUUGAAAGAUUAUUAUACAAUGCUAGCCCAGUUGGAGACGGAGCACAUGUCGGGCGGGCUGACGCUGCAGAAGCUGUGGUACUUCGUGCUGCCCACCAUGCACACCAUGCAGGUGCUGGCGGCCGUCGUGACGCACAUCGGCCAGAGCGAGCUCCGCGGCGGCAGCGUGUUGACCGCGCUCCACGACAAGACCAACAAGCUGCUGGGCGACACGCGUGCCCAGGAGAUCUCGCUUUUCCUCACCGAGCGAGCCUGCAAGCCCUUCUUCAGUAUCCUGGACCAGUGGAUCCAUAAGGGGGUCAUUGUGGACCCGUUUCAGGUUAUCAUGAUAGAGGACAACGAGCUGGUGAACAAGGAGGAGCUGCCGGUGGACUACUCGGCCGACUACUGGGAGAAGCGCUACAGCGUGCAGCGCGACCGCGUGCCCCGCUUCCUCGACAAGUACACCGACAUCAUACUGCGCACCGGGAAAUACUUGAACGUCAUCAGCCAGUGUGGCAACGCAAUAAUGAAGACUAACGUAGAAGAAAUAAAGUACUCUCUAAUAGAACAGAACUACAGCGGCGUUAUUCAGAAAGCGUUCGCGUUCGCCAGCAAAUCUCUUCUGGAACUAUUACUCAAAGAGUAUGAUCUCAUGGGCCGUCUCAAGUCGGUCAAGAACUAUUUCUUCAUGUGCCAGGGAGACUUUAUCGUGCAGUUCAUGGAUGCGACCGAGCAAGAACUGUCGAAGAAGAUUGAUGACAUCAUUCCGUCCAAGUUGGAGUCAUUAUUGGGGCUUUGUUUAAGGCUUUCAGCGGCCAGCCACGAUCCUUACAACGAGGACAUGCGAGUGGAGUUGCUCCCAUAUGACCUUCAGUUCCAAAUGUUCAAGAUUCUCUACAUAGAGACGGAAGACGAGAAAGAAUACAAACAGAACAAGGACAGUCCGCCGCUGACCGGCAUCGAGACGUUCACGUUCGGUCUGGAGGUGAAGUGGCCCGUGUCCCUCAUCCUCAACCACAAGGCCAUCGCCUGCUACCAGAUGAUAUUCCGCCACCUCUUCUACUGCAAGCACGUCGAGAGACUCCUCUGCAAAGUGUGGCUGUACAACAAGGUGGUGAAGCGGUUCUCGGAGGCGCGGCUCUACGCGGACGCGUUCGCGCUGCGCCAGCGCAUGCUGAGCUGCAUCCAGCACCUGCAGUACUACAUGUGCGUCGAGGUCAUCGAGCCCUCCUGGUGCCAGCUCAUACACAGCCUGGAGAAGGUGAACAACGUGGACGAGGUGCUGGAGCGGCACAGCGACUUCCUGGAGCAGUGCCUGGGCGACUGCAUGCUCACCAGCCCGCAGCUGCUCAAGGCCGUCACCACGCUCUGCCAGGUCUGCGUGCAGUUCUGCGCCUUCAUACAGGAGGCGGGGUGCGGCGGGGGUGGCGCGGGCGGGGGCUGCGCGGACUCGUUCUCGCGCUCGGUGUCGCGCUACGCGCUGCGCUUCACGGCCGCGCUGCUGUCCGUGCUCGCCAUCACCGACCAGAUGGUGCGCGACACCAACGCCAACAAACUCCUCAACAUCUCCUCCAGAUUGAACUUCAACACGUACUACGCGAAGCAGCUGGAGAAGUUCUGCAGCGACGACAAGAUGCUGGACGGCGAGAAGAAGGCCUCCUAGCGGCGGGCCGUGCGCUCGCACAGCAAGCUCAUCACGCCCGUGUAGACCCGGCUCGAGAGGCCACAGAGACUGCUGCCUUUUCUUCGUUACGGAGCGUUGAUCGGCAUCUUGGCUACGCACCCAGCAGUGUGAAUAAGGGCUGAUUUAGACGAUGCGAGAAAUCGCAUGCGAUUUUAAACUGCAAAACGUAAUUCAAGACCAAAAUAGUAAGACAAUGUUGCCACUGCAAUAAUUUGUUUGUUACAUAGUUCAUUCCUUUUGAUAAAUAAUCACGCUAAGAUAAUUUAUUUAUUAGUUAUUUUACUCCUACGAUUCAAAAAAGUACUUUUAUUUACUUAUUUUUACAUAAUUACAAGACGCGCUAGUAAAAAAGUGGCAACAUUUACAACUUUUUUUGGUCUUGAAUUACGUUUUGCAGGUUACAUUGCUGACUCUUGAUGACAUCCAAUUCAACCGACCGAUCAGAUACCGCAAUGUAAUGAAACUCGCAUGCGAAUUUUUGCAUCGUCUAAAUCAGCCCUAAUGGUGAACUUCCCUGAUUGAAAAGAUAAAAACUCUAACCACAAGCUGAUAAGUUAUAAUAAUAAGCUGUAGACAUGAACAAAUAAUCAUUUUUUUAAAUUUACAAUUAUGUACUAAAUAAUAGUCAAAUGUAAAAUAACUGAAUCUCCUAGACCUAUGUAAUAACUUCAACAAUCAUGUAGGUACACACAUAACUAGUUACAUGAGUACAAAUUAAUCGUAUUAGAAUCUCUCAAUCAUUGCAAUAUUUUUAUAGUAACAAUAGUUUUACACGGAAAUGAAUUAAAUCAGAUCUUUCCCAUAUUUUUGGGAAAUUGUAAUCGAUACAAUAAAUUUUCAAUUGGACAACGAUCACAGUAUUUUUGAUAUUAAAUUCAGUAUUCUAUCAUUACGUGUUAGUACCUAUACUCGUAGUACCAACACAUAUUAAUCGAUAUUAUCAACUAAGUCACAAAUUAACUUGCCAUUGUAGUUUAUAAAUAUAAUAAAGGCCAUGACAUUAGGUAGUAACAAAGAAAAUUUGAAAUAGAGGUGGCUUGUCAAAGUAAAUGAUGUAGCCAUUGUCAAUUUACUGCCAUCUUUCGACAGAAGAUUAGAACUGUUAGAACACCAUUAGACUUUGAUCCUUAUUCUUUCACUGAUAUGUGUUAACUUGUUAAACUUUGAUAUUAACCCCAUCUACUGGACACUAUGCAAAAAGUAUGGUGCAGUCUUUUCGAGCGAUGGCGCCAUAACCUACAGCCUACUCUCUAACACUGAAAGAAUAAGGAUCAAAUCAAAUGACGCUCUAACAGUUUUAAUAUUCUGUCGAAAGAUGGCAGUAAAUGUACUGUGGCUACAUAAUUUACCAUGACAGUAACUCUCUAUACACUCUAUUCUCUUUGGUAGUAAUAAAUGUAUCAAUCUAUUGUGAAAUGUUCUUCCAGAUUCUUGUGUUCAAUGUAACUUCCACCUCUUGGUGUAUUCCCAAUUGUCCCUGUAUGCCUCAUGUAUGGCGGCGGUGACAAAUGGGAAUACACUCGUCUUUUGAUCGCUACAGACGGAAAUUUUAAAAUGAUCCUUCAAGCAUUCCAAUACGGUUGACUAUUGCGUGUUGUUUAAUAUAGUCGUGGCGAUCAAAGGCUUUUUCCAUUAAUUUAGACUCUUUAAAAUUAGGGCACACUUAUUAGUCUCUUCACAUUUUAAAAUAUGUACCUUGGUUCUUGUCUCUAAAUUAAUAUUAGUUCACUCACAAUCAGUCGUGCUAAUAUCGAUACACGAGCAAGCGAGAGAUUCCAAAACUAAAAUUGGAAUUUAGAGCCUUGCGAGGGUUCAGGGGUUAAACAAACUUUGCUACACACAAAAUCUUUCACUACAAGAAUCUGGCGAAUCGGGAAUGCUUACGGCUCGACUACUACAUUGAGCGACUUGCGACGGCGGCAGCAUUAAGCGUAGGUUGGAGCGAAAUACAGCGAUCGGACCUUUCGUUCCCACCUAUAGUUGUCGCUGCCGCCGUCGUCAGUCGCGUAAUAUCGUGGCCGAGCCGUUACUUCUGCGGAGUUUUUUUUUCUUAUCCUACUACAGCCAUUUUAUCCUUGUUUUUUAUUGGCUGUGUAUUAUUGUUGCAACCAAUUAGUUAAUGUAGUACCGUGUUGCUUAGCUUACUUAUGUUCGUUGACCGUAUGUGCCAUUGUUUGUUAAGUUGUAAUAAGCUUAGAGGUGUGUACACUACUUCAAGCCAAGUGUCUUCGUAAUUGGUGUAUAAAUUGCUGAAUUUAUGAAAGAAUACCACUCCCAAUGCGAUUUUAUUUGUCAAGUGUAAUUUCAUUUGUUCCCAAAUUUCGAGAACAAAGUGAAGUGAUAAUAAUUAUGUAUUAUAAUAUUUUUCUUACUUAUUCCCAACCGGUUGUUAACAGCCAGUGGAAACAACUUGUAGGCAAUGUCUGGGAAUAACCAAAGUAACUUUUAUCGCUCCAUGUGUAUAUUCGUCUUAUUUUAUUUCAUUGACUUGUUUUUGUAUUACUGUCUAUUCGACUUACUGAAUUAAUUCGAGUUUUGAAUUACUGAAUUAAGAGUUUCUUUACGUUCAAUAUUACAUUAUUACUCAUUUUAUUCUGUAAACCAUAUGUAAAUACACAUCUUUGUUGGCAUUAUAAUAAACCAAACUAAUACCUUC